Molecule: messenger RNA, 3438 nt
Organism: Podarcis lilfordi (Lilford's wall lizard)
Lineage: Eukaryota; Metazoa; Chordata; Lepidosauria; Squamata; Lacertidae
Source: the annotation of a GenBank genome assembly
AUGUCCAACGUCCGCCUCUCGAAUGGGAGCCCGACGCUGGAGAGGAUGGAAGCCCGGCAGGCGGACUACCCGAAGCCGUCGGCUUGCCGGAGCCUCUUCGGCCCGGUGGACCACGAGCAGCUGGCCCGCGAGCUGGAGAAGCACGGCCGCGCGCUGGAGGAGGCCGGCCGGAGCAAGUGGAACUUCGACUUCCAGCGCUGCCAGCCCCUGCAAGGCAGGUACGAGUGGCAAGCCGUGGCCAAGGACGCCCUGCCCGACUUCUACAGCAGACCCCCCCGGCUGAGCCGAGGCCGAGCCAAGGCCGGCAGCCCGCCGCGCCGGGGGGGCUUGGAUGGCCGCGGCCCCGCGACGGCGCUCCGGCGCGCUCAGGGAAUCUCCGAGGAGGAGGAGGAGGAGGAGGACGCCGCCGCGCGGCGGCCGGAGCAGGAGACGGGAGCGGCGGGCGCUGCCACCGAUCUAGGGCGCCAGAGCCCCGGGCCGAGGAAGCGACCUGCUGCGGACGGUAAAGUAGCCACUUGCUCCUCUCUCCUGCACGCAAACAGGCCAGCUCGGGGUUGCAUUGAGGAGGAGAGAGCUGCCCGUGACCUGCGUUGCAGGAUCCGACCCAAGGUCCAUCUAGCAGCAGCCGCCAGCCAGGUGCCGCUGGCAAAUCUUUCUGUUUGCUCCCAGCGCCUGGCAGUUAAACUACCGGUACUUCGAAGUAUGGAGGCUUCAUUAAGCUAACUCCUGGGACUCCGCUGAUUUGUUUUCUUCUUUUUAAAGCCAAGCCAAGCAGUUAGCUGAGGGAAAGGACAUCUCUUUGCUUCCAAAUGGAUUUUAUUAGGAAGUGCACCCUACUUACUUGUUCUUGAUCGGUUGUAUCCUACCCUUCCUCCAAGGAGCUUAGGGCAAUGCACUUUGCAUUACCAGUUAUUUGAGGCACUUGUGUUAGCUGUGCUUUUUAAAGGUUGCAGUCCUCAGGAUAGUUGUGUAGGGAAAGUCUCCUAUAAAGCAGCAGGGCAACUCCAAAGCAUAAGUUGACCUAAAAACCACAACCCAAGCUGUCAGGCAGGCUAGGUGGUUCCACUGAAAUCGAUGAUAGUGACUUCCACAUAUUUGGGGCUGGCGUGUUUUAAUCUUGGGGAUAUUAAGGUUACUAGUGAGCUUCAAAUGCCACAUGUAUUUUUUUUCUGGAGCAGUUCAACUGAAGCCAGUGGGACUACUCUAAAAUAAGUGACUUGAAAUGGUUGUCUACCCUCAUAGGGAGGUGAAAGGUUCGCUGGGCAUCAGAUUCCCUAAUCAAAUGGCCUGGGCUCCCCCUGCCACCAACCCAACUCUACAAAACGUGGUAUUCUUUCUGAUGCAGCAGAUAGUGAAAGAGACCAUAUAAUCAAGACAUGCAACUUUGUUGCCCCAUCUUUCCUGCAAAUGGCAGAUGACUCAAGGAGUGGCCUAUGGGAUGUGUUUUCUCCCGCCCCCUUCAUUUGACUGCCUCCUUCACAUUUAGUACAAGAUCCGGCAGCAAAAAUAUUUUUAACAUUAAGCUUCUCCCCCCCCCCCCCAGAUUCCUCUCCUCGAAACAAAAGAGCCAACAUGACAGAAGAGGCUAUUUCAGAAGACUCUUCCAGUGCCUGCUCAGUGGAACAAACACCCAAGAAAUCCAGCCCAAGACGGCAUCAAACGUAAAUUGUUUAUUGGGUAGGUUUCCUUUCCUGAUAGCAUUUAGUGAAAUCUCUACAGAUGGCAGAAAAUGAAGGAUGCAUAAUGAGAGCACCUCAGUACCGUGGAUUGAGCUUAUUGGUAAACCUUUGCAAAUUAGUCAGUGCAAUUUUGUCAAGCUGAGGGGAUAAUAUCAGAACAGGACUCUAGUGUGUCUUUUUUUGUAAUCUUAAAAACACACCUACAGCCUGAUCCAUACCACUUUUACUCAUUGAUUUCAGUGGGAGUUACAGUUUAAUUAGAAAGUAACCAAAACCUGGAGAACAUAUUUCCAAUUAGGGUUUGUAAUCCUAUCCGUGCUUACUGGGAAGCAGAGCUUCAUUAAACUCCGUAGGACUUACUUCUGAGUAAAUUUGCACAUGCUUCAUUUGUAUUUACUGUUGAGCUGAUAGCCACAUUAAUUAAUGUGUGUACUAAAGAGAUUUCAAUUUCCCCCCACUGAUUCUUAUUCUACACUUAACUGUAAUGAACAAUGUUGUUCUGGUUUAAUAUUAAUGGACAUGUUCAAGCAAGGCCGUUCUCUGCAAAUACUGGUUUUGUCUUCUUUUAAAAUAAAGUAUUUCUUCAGCUCAAAUAUGUAGUCUAAUUUGGCUUUUGGAUGUGGUAAACUUUUGUCUACCAUCCUUAAAAACCUUGCAGCCCAAAACUCUUUACUCAGAAGUAAGCCCUACUGAGUUCAAUAGAACUUGAUAGUGAAAUGAGUUUAGGACUUUGUCUUAAUAGUAGUGACACAAAGCUACCUGGGGAAUAAAAAUUCUUAAUUAAAGAGACAAGAGUAUAGGAAAUGCAGCCCCUGAGUAGAGUUUUUAGAGCAGUAGUAUUGUAAAGAAAGUUGACAAACAUGACCUACAAAUGAGUAGAAAGGUUAAGCUUUGGAACCAGAUACUUUUAAAGAAAUCCAUUCUGUUUGGGUGAGCAGGGGCAAGUGUGUAAAUUCAAUUGUUUCUGUCGAUUUGGUUAUUUGAAAGAAAAAGUGCAUUAAAGAAAUUGGGAGUUUGCAAUUAUUUUGUUUUCAGUGCUUCCCCAUCCCCAGAAAACAGCCAAAAUUAGCAGUGCCUCACAACAAUUUAGAUGUACCUACAGGUAGCCGUGCCAACUUUUGAUUUGAAAAAUACUGUUCCCUUGAGUGGAGUUGGUAGCAGGGCUGGGGCAGACAGAGCCAGUGCAUGUCUCCCCUCCCUUAUUUCUUGUCUGCUGUCAUCACCUCUGUCAAAAUAUAGAUUGCAGGUUUCUUGAAGGUAGGGACCCAUCUUGAUGAACAUCACUGGUGUGUCUGUGUGUUUCUGUCUGUGACUAGCUGUAGUCUGAGCUAGGAUGAAAUCAGGCAUGUGAUGGGUGUUGCUUAAAAGAAUCUGGAGGCUUCUAUCAGAAUCUGACAGAACAGAGUUUAACCUGACAAACAAAUAUGGUUCUAUUGGAUAGGCUAUUAAAAACACAAAAUUGGUUGGUUGGGUGAGACAAGUUAUACUUAACAAGUAGUGAUUUCUUAACAAGUACACAGAUUUCUGCCCCACAUGCAAAGUAGAACCUUGAUCCACCUCUAGCAACAGUGUUGACCAACUGUGUGUUUUGAUAGCCAUUUGUGACUUUUUGUACCCUUAAUAAUGAAAUGAGCUAUUGUAGUCUUCACCGACUUAAUGCCCGCUCUCUUCUUUAAUUUCAGAAUUAAGAACAUUCAUUUCCUUGAUCUUUGAAGGCAUCAAGUUCAUGAAGCAAGGAAGAUGCAGAGUUUAUAUAUGA